This is a messenger RNA of Protopolystoma xenopodis, 348 nucleotides long. Lineage: Eukaryota; Metazoa; Platyhelminthes; Monogenea; Polystomatidea; Polystomatidae. The record is from the annotation of a GenBank genome assembly.
AUGUUCCUUCCGUAUUUGGGUGUCUCUGUGUUUGUCUGCAUGGUGGUAACAAAAAUGGUAGAUCAGCAAACUUCAAAAUGGAAGGCGGUUGCCAGUCUCUGUACUGAUGUCGCAUGUGCCUGCGUUUGUCCCCACCAACAGCGUUUUCAUCAGGCCCUGUCAUCUACGCCCCUAUCGCCUCCACCUACAACCAAUGUUGCUUCACCAUCGAUUCCCUUAACAUCAGUAGCACUUGUUUCUGCAAACAAUUCUGGACAGAAAACAGAAGAGAAUACAGUUGAUGUGGUAAAAGACAGCGAGGAUCUCCGACCACUAACAUCAUUGGCUUCUUUCUCUAAAGUCGAUGAC